This is a messenger RNA of Vitis riparia (riverbank grape), 2111 nucleotides long. RefSeq names its product protein FIZZY-RELATED 2-like. The transcript has 10 exons. The coding region runs from base 233 to 1726 and encodes 497 amino acids. Gene Ontology annotation, biological process: anaphase-promoting complex-dependent catabolic process; positive regulation of anaphase-promoting complex-dependent catabolic process; positive regulation of ubiquitin protein ligase activity. Gene Ontology annotation, molecular function: ubiquitin ligase activator activity; protein binding; anaphase-promoting complex binding. Gene Ontology annotation, cellular component: anaphase-promoting complex. Lineage: Eukaryota; Viridiplantae; Streptophyta; Magnoliopsida; Vitales; Vitaceae. The record is from RefSeq and is a predicted model, not a curated record.
AAGCCGCUUGACAAUUGACAUCCACCGCAAACGCAGCGUCUAUUUUUUCCCGCAAAGGGAACUUCUAAUACUAAAUUUUCCCGGGAAAAAUAACAGCUUCUUGUCAAUUUCCCACAAACCAAACGGUCAUUAUUUUUCUACAUUAUCUUCUACCAUACGCAAACCCUAACCUGUUACCUCUCUUGUCUCUCUCGCUCCAGGUCUAGGGUUUCUUCUCUCACUCUGAUCGCUUAUGGAUGAUCCCACAACACCUUCAACAACCAACCCAUCAGCUCUCAGAAGCUCCUCAGGGUUAAAUCUACCUUCUACAAUGUCGAAGACCCCUCUAUCUCUCGAACCCGUAACCCCGUCGACCCACAUCGAGCGUAUGAUCAGUGUAGGUUAUCAGCCGUCGCCGUCGAGAACGAUUUACAGCGAUAGAUUCAUCCCCAGCAGAACAGGUUCCAAUUUUGCGCUCUUCGACAUCUCCCCGUCAGCUAACUCGCCGGCGGAGGGGCGAGAGGAUGGCUCUGGCGCGUAUGCGACGUUGUUGAGGACGGCCCUAUUCGGGCCCGAUGCCGGAGUCUGUUCCCCAGGCACGCCGGAUAAGUUGAUGAGAUUGGAUGGGAAGAAUUCUUCUGUGUAUCCGUCGAGCCGGAAUAUUUUUCGGUACAAGACGGAGACUCGGCAGUCGAUGCACUCGCUGUCGCCGUUCGGGUUUGAAGAUGCAUUGCCGGGCGUGAGUCAUGGCCCAGUCAAGGCAGCACGGAAGGUUCCUCGAUCGCCUUAUAAGGUUUUGGAUGCUCCGGCAUUACAAGAUGAUUUUUAUCUGAAUCUCGUUGAUUGGUCCGCGCAUAAUGUGUUGGCAGUUGGGUUGGGCAAUUGUGUCUAUUUAUGGAAUGCUUGUAGUAGCAAGGUGACAAAAUUGUGUGAUCUGGGAAUGGAUGUAAGUGUCUGUUCAGUAGGCUGGGCACAGCGUGGCACACAUCUUGCUGUUGGAACUAGUAAUGGAAAACUCCAGAUUUGGGAUGCAUCUCGCUGCAAGAGAGUGCGAACUAUGGAGGGUCAUCGGUUACGUAUUGGAGCUCUAGCCUGGAGCUCAUCCAUGUUGUCUUCAGGUAGUCGGGAUAAAACAAUUCUUCAACGUGAUAUACGUGCUCAGGAUGAUUUUGUUAAUAAGCUCGCUGGACACAAGUCAGAGGUUUGUGGAUUGAAGUGGUCUUAUGAUAACCGUGAGUUAGCAUCAGGAGGAAAUGAUAAUAGACUUUUUGUUUGGAAUCAACAUUCAACUCAACCUGUCCUAAAAUACUGUGAGCAUACAGCAGCUGUAAAAGCCAUAGCAUGGUCCCCCCAUCUUCAUGGUCUUCUUGCAUCUGGGGGUGGUACAGCAGACCGCUGCAUUCGAUUCUGGAAUACAACCACUAACUCACACCUGAGCUGCAUGGACACCGGCAGUCAGGUAUGCAACCUUGUCUGGUCUAAAAAUGUCAAUGAACUUGUAAGCACCCAUGGGUACUCCCAGAAUCAAAUAAUAGUUUGGAGAUAUCCUACCAUGUCAAAGCUGGCAACCCUUACCGGCCAUACGUAUAGAGUUCUUUAUCUUGCCAUCUCCCCCGAUGGACAGACAAUCGUCACAGGAGCAGGAGAUGAAACACUUCGGUUUUGGAAUGUCUUCCCUUCUCCCAAAUCACAGAAUACUGAUAGUGAAAUUGGAGCAUCAUCCCUUGGAAGAACUCAAAUCCGAUGACUCUUUGGGAUUGAUGUGUAUCGAGUUAGCAGCUUUUGCACUUGCUUGGGCCAUGGCAGGAUGAGGAGAAAGGUAAUAACUUGUCAAGAUGACGAGCUCAUCAGAUUAGUCCACUGGAACCAACACCCAUACAAGAAAAUUUGCAUGAACCUGAAAAAGCAAAGAUCUGAGCGGAAGUUGUAGAUUAUGCCUGCAUUCUUGCAAAUUGAUUAUUGUUAGUUUUCCCUGAAUGGUUAUACAAUGUAUAGUGGGAAGCGGUGUCAGCUACUCUUAACUGCCGCUCAUCCAUCCUAUAAUUAAGAAUGUUUCAAUGAUCAGAUGUAGCACGGUUCUUGAAAGUUUAUGUAAAUAAAUUAGUUUUCUUUCACAUUUCUGCCUCCCUGAA